ACCAGUCAGUCAACUAGCCAGUCAGCCUGCCUAUCCAGUUUGAUCCUUUGCGAUCACGAUUGGUUCGCACGCGGCCAAACAACAACAGUCCGUCGUCUGUCCGGACAGCAGCAGGCCCGUUAGGAUGAACAAGCUGGAGUAUUCGCGGCGCAAUGGCACGCAAAAGAUCCGAAUUACAAUACUCUGCGCCCGUAAUCUGGCCCGGAAAGACUUGUUCCGGCUGCCCGAUCCGUUUGCCAAAAUUCUCGUCGAAGGUACGACCCAGGAAUAUACGACAGAAAUCUGCAAAGCGUCGCUUGAUCCGCGCUGGAACUCACACUACGAUCUGUUUCUGGGCAAGAACGAUAACAUCAUCAUUUCGAUCUAUAACCAUCGGAAGCUGCACAAGCGGCAAGCCUUUCUCGGCUGUGUACGGAUAGUGGCCGCCAGCAUUCAGCUUCUCCGUGAUACUGGAUAUCAACGGUUAGAGCUGGUGAAACGUUCGCAGGAUGAUCCGGACCCGGUCAAGGGACAAAUCAUUGUGUCGCUAAUGUCGCGCGACAGUGCGACCGGUGGUACGCCGCUCGCAAUCGUCAGCCCGGCCGGCGAUGUACGUGUGCCGGAUGAUGAUGAUGCACAGGACGAUACGCUUAUCGUCGAGCAGCAGCAACAGCAGCAGUUGCCCCAGGGCUGGGAGGAACGGUCGACACAGAAUGGACGCACGUACUACGUGAACCAUUACACCAAGACGACACAGUGGCCACGGCCAACGGAACCGGCCGGUCCGCCCGUUCGUCAGCAGGUGGUGAACAAUGGUUCUUCUACACCUUUAACCGCCAACGGGAAUGUAAACGGGGCAGGAGUUGUUCCUUCACAGCAGCACAUUCUCGGGAGUCCGACCAACAACAACAACAACAACAACAACCACAACACUGCCAAUGGGGAUGAAUCGGGCUGCCCCACGAUACCGGCCGGUCCGUCCAAGUCAGCCACCAACAACAGCAUCAAUAGUAUUCAGUCGAACGACUCUGGUAGCCGGCGGCAUUCGGCCGAAAUACUGGUCAGCUCAAACAAUAAGGAAAACUGCAUCAAUCAACAGCACCACCACCAUCAGCCCCAACAGCACAAUGGGAAGGACCAUUCGCGAGGAGGAGGCGCGAAAGACGUGGAUUCUGCUGGACGGGAAGCUAAUCUAGUUAAUGGUGGUGGCGGUACGCCGGCCCACAACCGACACCGGAACGAUGCGAAAAGCCCUGUUCGCUUACAGGACGAAUCAAUACUGAUCACUCCCAGCUCUUCCAAUACGAGCCCGUUAAGUGAAAUCAACAGUCCAAUCACAUCACCGAAGCAGCAGGAUGUUUCACCACGUUCUGGGAACGGUGGAAGGGAACCUCAACAAGUCACUGGUAUGACAAAUGCCAUCGGAACCCUUUCGAUCGAAAACUCGCCUGCACAACCACCCAGCUCAGUUCGGUCACCUUCCAGCACGAACGCAUCCAACGGUGGACAGCAGUGUGUGGUGUUGGUGAACGGUAACGGAGGCGGUGGUGGUGGUGCUGGUACCAACUUUAGCAGUCCCAACCAUCAACAUUCGCGCAGCGGUACGGAUGCGAGUGUGCCAACGACAAAACCGACGGUGCCUUCGUACUUGCCGCUAAAUGCGAGCAGCAACAGCAUGGCCAAUGGUGGUGGCAACAGUAGCAGUAAUGGCGUUAGCAAUCAUAACAAUAGUUCUGCCGGUCCCGACACAAUCGGUGGUGGUGGUGGGACGGGUGGUGGAGGGGGCGGUGGUGGUGGAAGAUCACAACAGCACCAUCACGGUACACCGACCGGUGUUUCGUCCGGCGAAAGUUGCCAUCGGGAGGGAUCAGCAUCGCGUUACCGACCGCGGACGGGAAGGCACGGGGAGGAUCCGAGUCGACGGCGAACUUCACGCGACAGACCACCAAGACCAUCGAUGGGUGGUGGUGGUGGUGGUGGUGGUAUGGGUGGACAUCAAACCCGUUCGGGCGUACCUUUCGUUCGACCAGCAGUCGAUCUUCCUCAUGGCUAUGAAAUUCGAACAACGCAACAGGGACAGGUGUACUUCUACCACAUACCAACGAAACAGUCUACAUGGCACGACCCCCGGAUACCGCGCGAUUUCGACACCCAGAACCUUACGACGGAAACCCUUGGCCCGCUACCGCACGGCUGGGAGCAGCGGAAAACGGCCUCCGGGCGGGUGUACUUUGUCGAUCACAACAAUCGCACGACCCAGUUCACGGACCCACGGAUAAACUUACACAUCCUGCAUAUGUUACGGCGGCAGAACAGUGCGACCGCUUCGCCACCGGCAGUUACCGCCACCGGCAGUAACGGCUGCUCGUCCGUUGCCCCACUGUCCGGUGCUGGACCCCAGGUGCCGAACGGUAACAGUGGCGGGUCAAACCGGCAUGCAGCCCUGGCGGAAGCAGUAAACGCAAUUGCCAAUGGAGACGCGCAUCACCAUUCGCCGAGGGGUGCUGCUGCAACCGUAAGCAAUAACAUUCCCGAUCUACCGCAGGGCCUGAUGGACAGUGCCGAUCUGCUGCCGAAGUAUCGACGCGAUCUGGUCGGCAAGAUACGGGCGCUGCGGCAGGAGUUACAGCUGCUCCAGCCCCAAUCCGGUCACUGUCGGUUGGAGGUGUCUCGAAAUGAAAUAUUUGAGGAGAGCUAUAGACUGAUCAUGAAGAUGCGUCCCAAAGAUAUGCGCAAACGGUUGAUGGUAAAGUUUAAGGGUGAGGAGGGUCUGGAUUAUGGUGGAGUGGCCCGUGAAUGGUUGCACUUGCUGUCACGCGAAAUGCUCAAUCCACAGUACGGGCUGUUCCAGUACAGCCGGGACGAUCACUAUUCGCUGCAGAUCAAUCCUGACUCGGGCGUAAAUCCCGAACACCUGUCCUAUUUUCAUUUUGUCGGGCGCAUACUGGGCAUUGCCGUGUUUCACAACCACGUACUGGAUGGUGGCUUUACCCUACCGUUCUACAAGCAGCUGCUCAACAAACCGAUCACCCUGUCCGACAUCGAGGACGUCGAUCCGGAGCUGCACCGUAGCUUAAGGUGGAUACUUGAAAACAACAUCACGAACGUUAUCGAUUCUACGUUCAGCGUGGAAAAUAAUAGCUUCGGCGUGCUGAAGGUGCACGAGCUAAAACCGAACGGGGGCUCGAUUCCGGUUACCGAGGACAACAAGCGGGAGUACGUGAAGCUGUAUGUGAACUACCGGUUUAUGCGUGGCAUCGAACAGCAAUUUUUAGCUCUCUCCAAAGGAUUCGGUGAGCUGAUCCUUAGCCAUCUGCUGCGACCGUUCGACGAGCGGGAAUUGGAACUGCUCAUCAGCGGCAUUAGUCAAAUCGAUGUGAACGAUUGGAAGGCCAACACCCGGCUAAAGCAAUGCACCGCCGACACACCACAGAUCGUAUGGUUCUGGCAGAUCGUGGAAUCAUACUCACCGGAGAUGCGUGCCCAGCUGCUUCAAUUCGUUACCGGUUCGUGUCGUGUACCGCUGCAAGGAUUCCGUGCCCUGCAAGGGUCUACCGGUGCCGUCGGUCCACGGCUGUUUACCAUCCAUCUGACGGCGGACGUACCGAUCCAAAACCUGCCGAAAGCGCACACCUGCUUCAACCGACUCGAUCUACCGAUGUACGAUUCCUACCAGCUAAUGUACGACAAAUUGACGCAGGCCGUCGAAGAGACGUGCGGAUUCGCUGUGGAGUAGAAAGGGGGGG
Anopheles maculipalpis is the source of this 3725-nucleotide messenger RNA. It is a transcript of the gene Smurf, whose product is annotated as E3 ubiquitin-protein ligase Smurf1. Lineage: Eukaryota; Metazoa; Arthropoda; Insecta; Diptera; Culicidae. The record is from RefSeq and is a predicted model, not a curated record. Gene Ontology annotation, molecular function: ubiquitin-protein transferase activity; protein binding. Gene Ontology annotation, biological process: negative regulation of BMP signaling pathway; ubiquitin-dependent protein catabolic process. The transcript is spliced from 12 exons. Bases 125 to 3715 code for a protein of 1196 amino acids.